Molecule: messenger RNA, 4008 nt
Organism: Diceros bicornis minor
Lineage: Eukaryota; Metazoa; Chordata; Mammalia; Perissodactyla; Rhinocerotidae
Gene: NPC1L1
Product: NPC1 like intracellular cholesterol transporter 1
Cellular component (GO): membrane
Source: RefSeq, a predicted model, not a curated record
AUGGCAGAGGCCAGCCUGAGGGGCUGGCUGCUCUGGGCCCUGCUCCCGCACCUGGCCCAGGGAGAGCUGUACACACCCAUCCACCAGCCCGGCUACUGCGCCUUCUAUGAUGAGUGUGGGAAGAAUCCGGAACUGUCCGGAGGCCUGGGUACGCUGUCCAAUGUGUCCUGUCUGUCCAAUAUGCCCGGCUGCCAUGUCACAGGAGACCACCUGACCCUCCUACAGCGCAUCUGCCCCCGCCUCUACACCAGUCCCAGAACCACCUACGCCUGCUGCUCCCUCCAGCAGUUGGUGUCCCUGGAGGCCAGCCUGGCAGUCACCAAGGCCCUCCUCACCCGCUGUCCAGCCUGCUCCGACAACUUCGUGAACCUGCACUGCCACAACACCUGCAGCCCUAACCAGAGCCUCUUCAUCAAUGUGACCCAUGUGGCCGGGCAGGGGGGCAGCCAGCCCUGGGCUGUGGUGGCCUACCAGGCCUCCUACCAGCGCAGCUUCGCCGAGCAGACCUAUGACUCCUGCAGCCGAGUGCACAUCCCCAUCGCCACCACGCUGGCCGUGAGCACCAUGUGCGGGGUCUAUGGCUCCACCCUCUGCAAUGCCCAGCACUGGCUCAAUUACCAGGGGGACAUGGGGAACGGCCUGGCACCCCUGGAUAUCACCUUCCACCUGUGGGAGCCCAGCCAGACCCCAGGGAGUGGGAUGCAGCCUUUGAAUGGGGAGAUUGAACCCUGCAACGAGUCCCAGGGAGACGGCCCGGCGGCCUGCUCCUGCCAGGCCUGCACCGCUUCCUGCUUGGUCAUUGCCCAGCCCCAGGCCGUGGACGCCACUUUCCGCAUGGGCCGGAUGGCGGGUUGGCUGGUCGUCAUCAUCCUCUGCUCGCUCUUUGCCGUGCUCACUGCCUUCCUCGUGCGGCCCCACCUGGCCUCCUGCAGGGGCAAGGACAGGACACCAGACCCCAAGGCAGGCACCAGCCCCUUCAACAGGCUCAGCCUCUCCACCCACACUUUCUUUAGUCAGUGUUUCCAGGGCUGGGGCACAUGGGUGGCCUCACAGCCGCUGACCGUCCUGGUGGUGUCCAUUGCUGUGGUGGUGGCCUUGGCGGGGGGCCUGGGCUUUAUGGAACUGACCAUGGGCACUGUGGAGCUGUGGUCGGCCCCCGACAGCCAAGCCCAGAGCGAGAAGGCAUUCCAUGAUGAGCAUUUCGGCCCCUUCUUCCAAACCGACCAGGUCAUCUUGAUGGCUCCUAACCGGUCCAGCUACAGGUAUGUCUCCCUGCUGCUGGGGCCCAAGAACUUCAGCAGGGUCCUGGCCCCCGACCUGCUGCUGGAGCUGCUGGAGCUGCAGGAGAAGCUGCAGCGCCUCCAGGUGUGGUCGCCAGAGGAGCAGCGCAACGUGUCACUGCAGGACAUCUGCUACGCCCCCCUCAACCCCCACAACACCAGUCUCUCCGACUGCUGCAUCAACAGCCUCCUGCAGUAUUUUCAGAACAACCAGACGCACCUGCCGCUCACAGCCAACCAGACACUGAUGGGGCAGACCUCCCAGGUGGACUGGAGGGACCACUUUCUCUACGGUGCCAAUGCCCCACUCACCUUCAAAGAUGGCACGGCCCUGGCUCUGAGCUGCAUGGCUGACUAUGGGACCCCUGUCUUCCCUUUCCUCGCCAUAGGGGGCUAUAAAGGGAAGGACUAUUCUGAGGCAGAUGCCCUGAUCGUGACCUUCUCCCUAAACAAUUACCCUCCUGGGGACCCCCGGCUGGCCCAGGCUAAGCUCUGGGAGUGGGGCUUCUUGGAGGAGAUGCGAGACUUCCAGCAUCGGACAGCUGGCAUGUUCCAGGUCACAUUCAUGGCAGAGCGCUCCCUGGAGGAUGAGAUCAACCGCACCACGUUCCAGGACCUCCCCAUCUUCGCUGUCAGCUACACAGUCAUCUUCCUGUACAUGUCCUUGGCCCUGGGCAGCUACUCCAGCUGGCACCGAGUGCAGGUGGAUUCCAAGGCCCCGCUGGGCCUGGGUGGAAUGGCCGUGGUGUUGGGAGCAGUCACGGCUGCCAUGGGCUUCUUCUCCUACCUGGGCGUCCCCUCCUCGCUGGUGAUCCUUCAAGUGAUGCCUUUCCUGGUGCUUGCUGUGGGGGCCGACAACAUGUUCAUCUUUGUUCUCGAGUACCAGAGACUGCCUCAGAGGGCAGGGGAGUGACGGGAGGCCCACAUCGGCCGAGCCCUGGGCAGUGUGGGCCCCAGCAUGCUGCUGUGCAGUCUCUCGGUCUUCUUCCUAGGGGCCCUGAAUCCCAUGCCAGCUUGAACCUUUGCCCUGACCUCAGGCUUCGGGGUGAUCCACUUGCUGCUGCAAAUCUCUGCUUUCUUGGCCCUGCUUUCCCUCCACUGCAGGAGGCAGGAGGCCUCGCGACUGGCCUUCUGCGGCUGCCGCAGCGCCCGGGAGCUGCCCUCGCCGGCCCGGGGCGAGGGGCUGCUGCUCCGCUCCUCCCGCGAGUUCUACGCCCCACUGCUGCUCCCGCCGGUCACCCGCGCCGCCGUGCUUCUGGGGUUCCUGGCCCUGUUCGGAUGGUGUCUCUAUCUCACGAGCCACAUCAGCUUGGGGCUGGACCAGGAGCUGGCCCUGCCCAAGGACUCAUACUUGCUGGACUAUUUCCUCUUUCUGAACCGCUACUUUGAGGUGGGGGCCCCGGUCUACUUUGUCACCAUUGGGGGCUAUAACUUCUCCAGUGAGGCGGGUAUGAACACCAUCUGCUCCAGCGCAGGCUGCGACAGCUACUCCUUAACCCAGAAGAUCCAGUAUGCCUCUGAGUUCCCUGAGCAGUCUUACCUGGCUAUCUCUGCCUCCUCCUGGGUGGAUGACUUAAUUGACUGGCUGAUCGCAUCCUCCUGCUGCUGCCUUUAUACCUCUAGCCCCAAUAAAGACGAGUUCUGCCCCUCAACUGUCAGCACGCUGGCUUGCUUGAAGUACUGUGUGAGCCUCACGCUGUGGCUUGUCCGUCUGGAGUUCCACAAGUAUCUUCCCUGGUUCCUGAAUGACCCGCCCAACACCAACUGUCCCAAAGGUGGGCUGGCAGCAUACAGCACCUCCGUGGAUUUGGGCCCCAAUGGCCAGGUUUUAGCCUCAUGGUUCAUGGCCUACCACAAGCCCCUGAAGAACUCGCAAGACUACACAGAGACUCUGCAGGCAUCUCGGGUGCUGGCAGCCAACAUCACUGCUGACCUGCGGAACGUGCCGGGCACGGACCCGGCCUUUGAGGUCUUCCCCUACACGGUCACUAACGUGUUCUACGAGCAGUACCUGACUGUGAUUCCCGAGGGCCUCUUCAUGUUCAGCCUCUGUCUGGUGCCCACCUUUGCUGUCUGCUACCUCCUGCUGGGCAUGGACCUCCACUCUGGCCUCCUCAGCCUGUUCUGCAUUGUCAUGAUCCUCGUGGACACCGUGGGCUUCAUGGCCUUGUGAGGCAUCAGCUACAACGCUGUGUCCCUCAUCAACUUGGUCACAGCGGUGGGCAUCUCUGUGGAGUUCGUGUCCCACAUCACCCACUCCUUUGCCAUCAGCACCAAGCCCAUCUGGCUGGAGAAGGCCAAGGAGGCCACCAUCUCCAUGGGCCGUGUGGUGUUUGCCAGAGGGGCCAUGAGCAACCUACCUGGCAUCCUCGUCCUGGGCCCAGCCAGUGGGCAGCUUAUCCAGAUCUUCUUCUUCCACCUCAACCUCCUUCUCACUCUGCUGGGCCUGCUACAUGGCCUCGUCUUCCUGCCGGUCAUCCUCAGCUACCUGGGGCCUGAUGUCAACCCAGCUCUGGUGCUGGAGCAGAAGCGGGCGGAGGAGGCAGCUGCAGCCAGGAAGGCUUCCUGCCCCAAGCAGCCCACCCUGACGGACAUGGUCAGCAGCAUCUAUGUCAGCUGUGGCUUUGAACAUCCCACUGAACGCGCAGGCGGUGGCAGCAGCUCUCUGCCUCGCAGUGGGCAGGAGUUCUGACGGAGCCAGAGCCCCAUCUGAGCUCACUGUCCCUGA